Panthera uncia (snow leopard) is the source of this 1851-nucleotide messenger RNA. It is a transcript of the gene ANKRD34A, whose product is annotated as ankyrin repeat domain 34A. The record is from RefSeq and is a predicted model, not a curated record. Gene Ontology annotation, molecular function: protein binding. The transcript has a single exon. The coding region runs from base 196 to 1716 and encodes 506 amino acids. Lineage: Eukaryota; Metazoa; Chordata; Mammalia; Carnivora; Felidae.
CUCCCCACGCCGUACCUUUCCACCGGUGCCUCAGUUUCCCUGCCUGAAUCCGUCAAUAAGAUCUCUCUCUUUCUCGCAGGGAUUGGCUUCGCCACUGAGCCCUCAGGCUUCCGCCAGCCACCACCCCCACGCCCCUAGACACCCUCGGCGGGCCCCCGUCCCGGCUUCAUUGGUGCUUUCGCCCCAGCCGCAGCUAUGCUGCACACCGAGGGCCACGCUCUUCUUCGGGCCGUGGGUCAGGGUAAGCUACGCUUGGCCCGUUUGCUUCUGGAGGGAGGCGCCUACGUGAAUGAGGGUGAUGCCCAGGGUGAGACUGCGCUAAUGGCGGCCUGUCGGGCCCGUUACGACGACCCCCAGAACAAGGCACGCAUGGUACGCUACCUCCUGGAGCAAGGCGCUGACCCCAACAUCGCAGACCGCCUGGGGCGCACCGCGCUCAUGCACGCUUGCGCCGGGGGUGGGGGCGCCGCCGUGGCUUCGCUGCUCCUUGCCCACGGUGCAGACCCCUCAGUGAGAGAUCACGCGGGAGCCUCGGCGCUUGUCCACGCCCUGGACCGCGGGGACCGUGAGACCCUUGCCACGCUGCUGGACGCCUGUAAGGCCAAGGGCACGGAGGUCAUCAUCAUCACCACCGACACCUCUCCCUCGGGAACCAAGAAGACACGGCAGUAUCUCAAUUCCCCACCGUCCCCGGGGGUGGAGGACCCGGCUCCCGCUCCUCCUAGCCCGGGGGUCUGCACUUCGCCUUCGGAAAUCCAACUGCAGGCUGCAGGAGGAGGAGGAGGAGGAGGUGGAGGAGGAGGAGGAGGAGGACGGGGGUUGCUGUCCCCUCGCGCUCAGGAAGAAGAGGAGAAGCGGGACGUAUUCGAAUUCCCUCUUCCUAAACCCCCCGAUGACCCCUCCCCUUCUGAGCCGCUCCCCAAACCACCCCGUCACCCUCCAAAACCACUCAAAAGGCUCAACUCCGAGCCCUGGGGCCUAGUGGCCCCUCCUCAACCUGUCCCGCCCGCGGAAGGGAGGCCGGGGAUCGAGCGCCUGACCGCCGAAUUCAACGGCCUGACCCUGACCGGUCGACCCCGUCUUUCCAGACGUCACAGCACUGAAGGCCCGGAGGACCCGCCUCCGUGGGCGGAGAAAGUGACGGGUGGGGGUCCUCUCUCUCGCCGAAACACUGCGCCAGAAGCUCAGGAGUCCGGUCCCCCUGCGGGGCUGAGGCAGAAACUGAGCCGCAUGGAGCCGGUGGAGCUCGAUACUCCCGGGAAUAUUUGCCCCGACUCGCCGGAGUGCAGCCGUUUGUCCCUGGAGCGCCGCCGAUACAGCGCCUCCCCGCUGACUCUCCCUCCAGCCGGCUCGGCGCCCUCGCCGCGCCAGUCCCAGGAGAGUCUGCCUGGGGCAGUCUCUCCCCUGAGCGGACGGAGGCGGAGUCCCGGGCUGCUGGAGCGGAGGGGCUCGGGGACGUUGCUCCUGGACCACAUCGCGCAAACGCGGCCUGGUUUCCUGCCUCCGCUCAACGUCAGCCCCCACCCUCCCAUCCCCGACAUUCGCCCCCAACCCGGAGGUCGGGCGCCUUCGCUGCCCGCCCCUCCCCAGGCGGGGGCGCCAGGCUCUCCUAGGACCAAGCGCAAGUUGGUGAGGCGCCACUCGAUGCAGACUGAGCAGAUCCGCCUGCUAGGGGGCUUCCAGAGUCUAGGCGGGCCAGGGGAGCCAGGGCGCUGAGACGAGUGAGAGGAGUCAAGGAGGGUGGGGAUCAGGACCUUGAUGGGACAGGUGGGAGAACCAGCUCACACACACACCACGGACAUGGGGGUCUCUUGCAUGUGCUCACGGGCACGGUGCACGCACACAUGGGUA